AGAGAGAUGCUGAUGACGUCGCCGUCGACGCGUUCCGAUGUUGGCAUGUCGCAGUCGUCGUCGUCGUCGUCAUUGCCUUCGCAGAGACGCAUACACGGCAAUUGGAAAAUGUAAGUCAGCCCCCCAUAAACAAAUUUUAGUUUUAAUCACAAUGAAAUAUCGGAACCAGUCUUGCCCAUGAAAAUUUCUAAGCAGAUGCAGGCCCCAACCUUAUUUUGACUACUUCAGAAGAUAACAGUUAUAACACAUGUACUCGUACUGGGGUCAAGUCAACUGAAGACCCAGCUACCACACAUGAAAGCUCCAGUGUUUAAGCUUGCUGGGUAUGCAAUGUUUCAGUAAAAGAAAGUGAAAUUUCGGUGCUUUUCUCAGAUUGUUAUCGUGUGAGGAAUUUUCAAUUGGGGGGCUAUAAUAAAUACAAAAUAGAAGGACCCAUAAGGAAUUUAAAGUCUUCAACUUGAUGUUUCUAGUUUCACUUGCUAUCUAUUCCUUCUUGUUAUCUUGUCAGAGUUCCAAAGCUUAGCUCUCUUGAUGUUUGGUUGAUGGAACCUGGAUAUCAGAAUCUUCCAUCUUCGUGGAGGACUCAAAAAGAGGCUGUGAGGAGGGAUUGAAAAGAUACAACUGGGAAUAUCAAUUUCCAGUUUGAUAGAUUUGGGCAACAAUUGAGGAUUGCUCGUCUGUUACCAUUAGAAUUGUCUGGUGCGAUGUUGGAAUAAUGAGAACCUAAUAUAGAUAUCAUAAAUCUAUUACGAACUAGAUAAAUGUCUGGACUCGACUUCAGUAUUGGAAUAAGGGAUGUUGGAGUUGCAGUUCUACAGGAAUUAUGGAAUAAGGUGGCGUAUCAGACCAUGGGGCUUGUUGGUGAAACAACGGAUCUGUUGUUUGAAAAGGACAGCUUUUUGGAGUUCUCCAAGAGCAUUUCUGAGCUACAUGUCAUCCUCAGCAGCUUAAAUCCCCAGAAGGUUGAAAAGGCACUUGGUUUAGAGUCCACAAGAGCUGUAUUGACAGCACUGAACCAGCAAUUGAAGAAAGCAAGCAAGAUAAUCAAGGAUUACAAAUGUGGAAGCCGCCUCCGUCUCUUGCUUAAAUCUCAUUCUAUUCUCUUGCAGAUGGAGAAUUUAGCUAAAGAUAUUGCCAAGACUAUCUCCACAUUUCAGCUGAUCAAUCUUGAUACUGCCCUGAACUUGAAUAAUAUGACUAGCCAGAUCAUAAGCAAUCUGGGAUCAAUGGAAUUCAGGUCAGCAGCUGCAACAGAAAAAAUUGCUUCAGAGAUAGAAAGUUCAAUAUCAGAAAAUGCGAUGAACAGAGAGAAUGCUAAAAAGCUCCUGGUGAAAAUUGCUGAAGCUGUUGGUGGAAGACCAAGCACAUCCUUGGUACAAAAUGAGUUGGCACUUCUGAAGCAAGAGAAAGAAGAGAUGGAAGCACAAAAAAUGCAGGCAGAGGCCCUCCAGCUAUCUCAACUGAUUGAGUUCCUUUACAGUACCGAAGUUGUUACAAGGCCUGUUGAUGAGGAAACAACCUCCGCGCACCACCAGCUAUACCCGAUUGGUUCAUUCAUAUGCCAAUUGUGUAACAAGUUGAUGACUGAUCCAGUAGCAAUUCAUUGUGGCCACAGCUUUGAGAGGGAGGCAAUUCUGGAACACUUCAGCCGGGGAGAGAGGAACUGCCCCACCUGUAGACAAGAGCUUUCAUCUUUUGACCUCACUCCUAACCUUUUACUUCGAAACUCUAUAGAAGAAUGGAAUGAGAGAGACAUGGACUUAAAAUUCCAAGCUGCAUUGCCUAGAAUAAAAUCCAGUGACCAAUCACAACAGGACAAGGCCUUGGAGGAUCUCACAUUUUUUCUAGAAAGGCCCAGAUAUGUAACCAAAGCUGCCGAGGAAGGACUUGCGACAAAGUUGGUGGUAAUUUUAAAAGAUGAUAGGGUAAAUGCUGGUGCAGCAUUAAAAUGCCUAUAUUAUCUAGCCAAAUACAAUGAUGAUCAAAAGAAAGCUAUUGUCAUAGCAGGAGGUAUUCGCAGAAUAGUGAAGCAUAUCUGUAAAAAUGGAAAUGAAUGCCAUGCCCUCGCUGUCUUGUUUGAGUUGUCUGAAAAGGAAAGCUUCGCAGAAAAGAUUGGAGGUACAAAAGAUUGUAUUCCGCUUGUGGUCUCUUUACUCAAUAUAGAUAACCCAGACGUGUCUCAAAAAGCUAGUAAGGUGCUGCAGAACCUCUCCUCCAACAUCCAUUUUGUUGUCAAGAUGGCUGAAGCAGGACACUUCCAACCUUUCGUAGCUCGCUUCAUUGAUGCAGCUGGAGAGACCAAAACACUGAUGGCUGCAGCCUUAGUAAACAUGCAACUGAAGGAAAAUAACAUUGAUGACUUAAGAGAACCUCAAUUCAUCCACAAUCUAAUUCAGAUGCUCGGUUCCAGCUCCCCAGCAUCCAAAUCGGCUUGCCUAAAAUGUAUCAAGAAACUUGUAGCGCACCACAAGAUUGUAGAAUGCCUUCUGGAAGACGCUGUCACUAUACCACAUUUGCUUGGUCUAAUCUCAUUUAACAGGUUUGAUCCACAAUAUAAACAAGGAGCUGCAGAGAUUCUUGCUAAACUAAUUGGAGAUAGUGAGCAAUUUGAGCGACCAAAGUAUCAGGGCUUGCAAGAACUGCAAUCCAAGCACAAUGUUAGCCUACUGUUGGAGUUUUUAACCAGUGUUGAAGAUCAAACCAAGAUUCAGUUUUUACACCUGCUGGUUGAGCUGAGCUCUAAAUCAGAGAUAGCCCGUGAGUUGAUACGAACAGACAAAGAUGCAAUGUCUCAACUCUUUUCAUCCAUUUACAGCAACCAACCUGAGGUGAGAAGGUGGACAAUGAAACUUAUAUACUGCAUAUCCGAAGGUCAUCCUGAAGGAGUUCCACUGCCAACGUCCCCUGAAAAAGAAGCAGCCAUUACCAACCUAGCAACCAUCCUCAUUAAUUCACCAGAUACCGAAGAAAGGACUGCUGCUGCAGGAAUUAUCAGUCAGCUUCCUCGGGAUGAUAUUAGCAUUGAUGAGAUACUCCAAAAAUCUGAUGCACUGAAAGCCAUUUGUGGUGUACUUUGCAGCAUGGAUGACGAUAUUAGUGGGAACAUGGGAUCUUCCGACCACAGCACAUCUCUACUGGAGAAUGCUCUAGCAGCCCUGUUACGCUACACAGAACCCUCUAAACCUGAACUUCAGAGGCAAUUGGGAAAGCUUGAACUGUACCCAUCUCUAGUUCGUGUGCUGACAUGGGGCAGCCCAGUAGCCAAGCGGAGGACAGCAACUGCACUUGCUCAUCUAUCUCUUUCUACCAGCCGGUCAUUCUCCGAAACCAUCAUGGCACAACAAACCAGGCCCGCCAUGCCCUUCUUUCUCAAGCAUGUAUCCAGUAUGUGGUGCUGUUCUGCAUCAUCACAUAAUUUCAGUUCAUGUCCUGUUCACGGUGAUGCUUGUUCACCAAGAGAUGCCUUCUGCCUGGUCAAGGCUGAUGCAGUGAGGCCACUUGUGAUCAGUCUGAGUGACACAGAGUCGGGUGUGGCAGAGGCAGCUCUAAUAGCACUUGAUGCAAUGCUAAUUGAUCACAGCACACGAUCACAAUCAACUGCUGCGAUUGUGGACAGCCAGGGUGUAGCAGCCAUUCUACAUGUCUUGGACAAGGGGUCUGUAUCUGCCAAAACCAAAGCCUUAGACCUCUUUCAGAAGAUCAUGUUACAUACGAAGAUCAGUGUACCGGUAAUGCAGAAGUUUGAGAGGAUCCUUAUCCAAUUUCUCAGUGAUGCGGACCUUAAGAAAAAAGCAGCUUUGACACUUAGACAGAUGGGGAUCAUCCCAGAGCAAUCGUCAUACUUCUAAUCUCCUAGUUAACAUGGUUGAUGAUAGAGGAAGAGCUUCCUCCGGCACCAAGGAAAUCAUAAUGGGAAAAUAUGUGAUAAUGCAAGCUUCUAGCCGCAAACAGAGCAGUUGGGGACAGAUUGUAGAUACGUGUAAAAUACCAUCAAUUUGAUUCUUACGCCAUUCUUUCGCCAUUUUUAUCUUGUGCAGAAGCUGCACCUGGUGUGCAGAUCUACUCAAGUAUAGAAUAAUAAAAGAACAUAGCAAUUGUGAUGCUAGACUUCAGCCUUAUAUUUUGAAAAGGCACGACUUGCGAUAGAAAUAGCUUAUAGCUAGUGUAAUUUCUCAUACUUCUGAAUACAGUUUCAUUCAUUA
Molecule: messenger RNA, 4202 nt
Organism: Argentina anserina (silverweed cinquefoil)
Lineage: Eukaryota; Viridiplantae; Streptophyta; Magnoliopsida; Rosales; Rosaceae
Product: U-box domain-containing protein 44-like
Exons: 4
Coding region: 762-3848 (1028 amino acids)
Biological process (GO): protein ubiquitination
Molecular function (GO): ubiquitin-protein transferase activity; protein binding; zinc ion binding
Source: RefSeq, a predicted model, not a curated record